Brassicogethes aeneus is the source of this 1510-nucleotide messenger RNA. The record is from the annotation of a GenBank genome assembly. Lineage: Eukaryota; Metazoa; Arthropoda; Insecta; Coleoptera; Nitidulidae.
UUAUAAAAAUUCUGGUUAGAAACAGUAUCAAGGUCAAUGGUACUUGGCGUACAAAUUUAUCAUACGUAAAUUUAUUACAAAUAAAUGUAAAAUUUAGUUUUUAAAAACAUAUUGUUAAGAUGGACUCUAAAUCCUAUUUUGAUCUGUCAAGUGGUUACAAAAUUCCGGUGGUGGGUUUAGGGACAUCAAAAUGUAAAGUAGAGGAACUGGAACAAGCCUUAAAUGCAGCUCUAGAAAUAGGCUACAGGCACAUAGAUACAGCCUCUGUGUAUAAUAAUGAAAACACAAUAGGCACUGUUUUAAAGCAAUGGUUGGAUUCCGGUAAAGUUAAAAGAGAACAAUUGUUUGUAGCUACAAAAUUAGCUUUCUUUAACCACAGUUUGAAUGGGAUUGAAGAAAAUGUAUUAAGAUCUUUGGAAAAAUUGAAACUUGAUUAUGUCGAUUUGUAUUUAAUACAUUUUCCUGUAAAUAUUGAAAAAAAGGAAGGACAUGGAGAAGUUUGGAAAACAUUGGAAACCGAUCAUAUUGCCAUGUGGAAAGAUCUUGAAGAACAAGUUGAUAAAGGCAGAAUCAAAUCACUUGGUGUAUCAAAUUUCAAUCAAAAACAAAUACAAAAAAUAUUAGACUCAAACCCAAAGCAUAAGAUAACAAAUCUACAAGUAGAGCUACACGUUUUCCUUCAACAACCGGAACUUGUUGAAUUUUGCCAUAAAAACAAUAUAACAAUAACUGCAUUUGGUCCUUUAGGAUCUCCAGGAUACAACGAACAUUUAUUAAAAGUUGGAGAAAAAGCGAUAAAUAUUCCCCAUAUCCUAAGCAACGAGAUAGUAAGGAAAAUUUCAGAGAAACAUAGUAAAACCCCAGCACAAGUUGUAUUAAGAUUUUUGCUUCAAAAUGAUGUUAUUGUUAUUCCCAAAAGUGUUAAACCUGAACGUUUAAGGGAGAAUUUUGAUUUGUUUGGUUUUGUUUUGGAAGAAAGUGAUAUGAUGGAAUUAAGGCGGUUGGAUAUGGGAGAAAAGGGAAGAAUAUUUAACUUUAGCAUGAUUAAAGGACUUUCAUCACAUCCAGAGUGGCCAUUUGGUACAGAUAUUUAUACCAUUUAAAUGUAUUGAUAUAAAGAUUUUUAAUCAUAAAAUACAUUGUAUAUAAAAUAUGUUUUUUGUUUUAGACCCUUUAAACUUUCUAUUUUCAUCUCGGAAAAGGAAACUCAACAUUUUUCUCCAAACUAAAACAAAAAUUUAUAUAUUUAUGCCACUUUUUAAGGACACCUUGUAUAUAUUAGGGUGUGCCAAAAAAACUCGAUAUUUUUUUUUUCUUGCUCUCCACCCAAAAUAUCGUAAAAUAUGUCCGAACAAAUAUUCUGUUAAAAGCGGAGCUCAUAAUUUCAAUUUUAAGAGGUCCCUCAUCGAAUCUGAAGUUUUGCCGCUUAAAUAACACAGAAAACUGACUUUUUUACCUUAUUUAUUCUUGCAACCUAGGAAGAUUUUUUUUUUUUCGUAAAAUCCAUGAC